Molecule: messenger RNA, 1639 nt
Organism: Hibiscus syriacus
Lineage: Eukaryota; Viridiplantae; Streptophyta; Magnoliopsida; Malvales; Malvaceae
Product: ankyrin-1-like
Exons: 13
Coding region: 125-1519 (464 amino acids)
Molecular function (GO): protein binding
Source: RefSeq, a predicted model, not a curated record
UAAAUAACAGCCCACUGUUUCAAUUCAAGUUCGCAACUUUUUCUACUUUAAGAGCAAACCUUCUCGAAAGCAAUAAAGAAAGAGACAUAAUUCUGCUUAGGGUUUUACGGAGGAAACAGUAACCAUGGCUUCUGAUGCUUCAGCUGCCCUUGCAGUAAGGCAGAAAAUUCAAAACUUUUUGAAUGCAGCUUGUACCGGGAAUCUUGAUCUUCUCAAGAAGAUUGCGGCUCAACUUGACGAUGGGAAGGGACUGGCAAAAACAGUGGCUGAUAUUAAGGAUGCGAACAAACGAGGGGCAAUUCAUUUUGCAGCAAGAGAGGGAAAGACUGAAGUGUGCAAAUUCUUGUUGGAAGAAUUGAAGCUUGAUGUUGAUACAAUAGAUGAAGAUGGUGAUACUCCUCUUCUUCAUACUGCCCGACAAGGUCACACUCUCACUGCCAAAUAUCUUCUAGAAUGUGGUGCCAAUCCUACUAUUCCUAGUGACUUAGGUGCCACAGCGUUGCAUCAUUCAGCUGGAAUAGGGAAUAUUGAGUUGUUGAAGCAUAUACUGGCCAAGGGUGUUGAGGUUGAUUCGCAAAGUGAUGCUGGCACCCCUUUAGUUUGGGCUGCUGGUCACGGUCAACACGAUGCUGUAAAAGUUUUGUUAGAGCAUAAUGCUAAUCCUAAUGCUGAGACUGAGGAUAAUGUCACUCCGUUAUUGUCGGCUGUAGCAGCAGGUUCACUUGCAUCCUUGGACUUGCUGAUUCAGGCUGGUGCCAAAGUUAAUAUUACAGCUGGGGGAGCAACUCCGUUGCACAUUGCGGCAGACCAUGGCAACCCAGAAUUAAUAAACAGCUUACUGAAAGCUGGAGCUGAUCCUAAUGCCAUUGAUGAAGAUGGCCAGAAGCCCAUACAGGUUGCUGCAGCCAGAGGCCAACGUAAGGCUGUUGAGAUUCUUUUUCCUUUAACAUCGAGAAACGAUGCCAUUCCAGUGUGGACAGUAGAUGGUAUUCUUGAAUGCAUGCAAUCCGAAACUAGCAAACAACUGGAGGAAAUGAAAAAUCUGAAGGAAGCUAAGGGAACAAGGGACACUGCAUUGCUAACUAGUGAUCUCCCAGAGGUGGCACCCGAAGCAAAGAAGAAAGCUGCAGAAGCAAAGUCAAGAGGAGACGAGGCUUUCAAAAGAAAAGAUUUUCUUACAGCUGUGGAUGUAUAUACACAAGCCAUUGAUUUUGAUCCAACUGAUGCUACGUUGCUUUCAAAUAGAAGCCUUUGUUGGAUCCGUAUUGGACAACCUGAGCAGGCUUUAGCCGAUGCAAAGGCUUGCAGAGCAUUAAGACCAGACUGGCCAAAAGCUUGCUAUCGUGAAGGUGCCGCUCUGCGAUUGUUGCAGAAAUAUGAUGAAGCAGCCAAUGCCUUCUAUGAGGGUGUGCAGCUCGACCCCGAAAAUAAGGAACUCAUAAAUGCUUUUAGGGAAGCUGUGGAAGCAGGGAGGAAGUUUCACAGUGAAGAAAAGGAAAAACCCGAAGUUUCUGCUUAGCUGCUGAUAACACCAAAAGCAACGGAGAAGAUGAGGAAGUUUUAUGAGCAUGAGAAUGUACAUUAGAAGCAUGUUUUGAAAGCAAAUCUAUGUAUCAGAAUUCCAUGCUUUUUUUUUCAA